AGGGGAAGCGUUGUGGUUUUUUGUUUUUUUCGCGAUUUUAUUGUUUUGAGGAAUCAUUAUUUUACCGAGAUGAUGUCACGAGGCCGCUUCAACCAGUCCCACGGCUGGGACUCCAUGAGAGAUGACUACGACAAUACGUACGACGCGCAAUAUCCAGACGACGACAUAAACAGUGGCGGUGUGCAGCUAGACCACUGCAAGCUAUACGUUAAAAACAUAACCAAAGCUAUAAACGAGGAAGGACUUCGCACCGCGUUCGCAGCCUACGGGAACAUCCAGAAAGUUUACUUCAGCAAGGAUCCUCAUAAGAGAUUUGCCCUUAUAACAUACGAAACUCCCAGUGAAGCGAAGUUGGCAAUGAUGAAACUGAAUAAAACAGAACCACUCAGAUUUAGCAUAUGUUUAGCUCAUAAGAAGAACGACGCACCGCAGUCCCAGCAAAAGGAGAGAAGGUACAACAACUAUGGCCAAGAUUCUGGGAGUUACUCCCACCGGAACGAUAACGGCAGCGUCAGCAGUCGAGAUCGUCACAGCAUGAAGCAUGGGGAUAUCACUAAUGAUGGAAUCAACGAUCAUGGGAGUAUUCAUGAUGAUAAUGUGGGUUUCGAGCAAGGGUUGGAUCCCGAACUGGAGAUUGAGUACGAGCAGCUACAGCUGGAUUAUCUGAAGCUGCAGGAGGAGCAGAUACAGUGCAAGCAGCGCAUGCUGAUCCUCAAUCGCAUCGGCAAGAAACCUAGUGCGCAAAAGUUCGCCAACCGGUGCAUUCUACCCGAUGGAAGAGUAGUCGUUCGCAAUUUUAAUGACAGAUCUGCCGAUCAACCGGAUAGCAUUUUCAAUUCUGCUGCUGGAGAUUCGAGGGCGUUAAAUUCAUGUUCCUGUGACCAGAGAGCGUGGAACGAAGCCGGAACUUCAGGAAGUUCCAGUGCAUCCACUUGCGUACUCUGUUCCGAAGACAGGAGCGUUACGAUUAAAGAUAAGUCACCAGUAAAGUACGGCAAGGCACCCGACAAAUAUGUAAAGUCCAUUAGCACAGUAACCAAGUCUGUAGAUUUGAGUAAAACAGAUAAAAAAUCCGAGUGUUCGAGGUACAGUAAAAUGACAGAGGUAACCAAAUCCAUCAUAAGUAAGUCAGAUUAUAGUAGAGUAAGCGAGACUGUAACAAAACAAUCAGAUGUAACUAGCAAGAGACUGACUAAAUUAGCUAGAAAGAGUGACGUAACGUGCGAUAUUAAGUGUAGUGACUUUUAUAGUGACAGCGACGAUGAAGCUGACGAAACAAACAGACUUAUAAUAUUAAGAAAUGCAGAUUACAUGGACAUAGUUGAUGAGAAAUUGAAAAUUGUCAUUACACUCGCAGGUUACCCUAAAUUGAAGAUGCGAUUAAAACAAAUGGAACAAUUCCAACAUUCACUGAAUAGUAUUAUUAAUAUGCAAUUGAAAGCAGGUCUAAUGAAGCAAACUCCGCAAUUCUUGGACUAUUAUCUCAACAGAGGUGCGAUUGUGUGCAUUUGUAAGGAUGUUGAAAGUAGAGAUUGGGUGGUUAGGAUUACGCCUGGAUUGCGGGAACGCAUGUUUAAUAACUUAAUUCUGCUUAAAGCGAAAGUCAAAAGGUUAUGUUUGGCCGUAAUCAAGAUUCCAAAAUCCUGCUGGCCGGCGACCGCUCAUGAUGCGUUCAAGCUUUUGCAGUACUUCAACCCGACUUUAAAAACUCAUCUGUGGAAAAUAUAUGCUCAAAAAAUUCAUGACGAUGUAGAAGUAACUUCUUUCCUUGUAGAUAGAGUGUCUGGGGAAAUAAUUCGUGGACCUAACUUCAAAAAUAUUAUAGAUUACGACCAAAUGGAGUUUGAACUGACCGGUUAUUCUGAGAUUUAUUAUGAAUGCUUCCUUUCGGAAUCCGAUGAAGAUUUGUCUAGCGUUGCUUCAAGAGUCAAAGUUCUUGAGGAAUUGCGAUCAAAUCAAGUUACACCGAGAAACAAACGUGAAAACGUCAACGAUAAUAUUGAACACGACAACAAAAAUGACACGAAAAGUACAGUAAAUGUUAAAGAAUGUCGUGAAGAAAUAAAAACUUCUAGUAUUCAAAAAAUAAAUGAAAAUGAAAAUAAAGGUGAGAUUGUGGACUUUAAAGAGAAUUUAGCAUCUUUCGAUGUUAAAAAGGCGCCGAAAGAGAUUAAAAUAGCUUUGACAGAAAAGGCAAGUGAAAUUAUUGCCAGUCUAGCCAACGAUAAUAGUUGCGAGGAUCUUAAUAUGCAAAUCGCUAAAGUAAAUGAAUCUGAAAUGGAACUCAAUGAAGCAAAUAUUUCUAUAGCAGCUGUUUCGGAUGUAACUGAGUCUGUUAUAGAAAGUAGUGAACAUUUAUUUGUUGGCAGGAACAGCAAUCUACACAUUGAUAGUAAUAGAGGUAUUGCUUAUCAUAGACGUACGAAUUACUUGCACAUAGAAAACGAACUUAAAAUAGCUAUAGUUUUAGAAGGCUACCCUCAAAAUAAAUUAGAAGGUACCCACAUAAGACGAUUGAAGCAUUUAUUUAAAGACUACUUGCACAAAGAUAUGAAGAUGCAACGUUUUACAAAUUUCAUUAUCCCUAAAUUCCAAGACAUAUAUUUGUCAAAUGGUGCUGUGAUAUACAUUUGUGAUAGUUUAGAAACUAAGGACUACGUGGCAGAAAUUCUUCCGAAAUUUGUCACUGCUACAGGUUUAAAACUGACAUUUAGAGAUAUUAGAAACUUAGUAAGGUAUACUAGAAUAGUAAUGAGAUUGCCAAAGGAACUUGCUAAUGUAGGAUCUCGUGAAAUUUUGCUCAAACUUCAAGAAAAAUAUCCCAAAUUAAAACUGGAUUGCUGGAAGUACUAUUCCGAUGUUGCUGGCAAACAGAAAAGACAAUUCGGUGUCGAACCCGAAUCUUUGGAUGUAAUCAAAAGUCCCAAUUUCGAUCCUACUUAUGAAAAUGAAAAAAUUGCUUUUAGAAUUAUUGACAGACAGAAACCAGAAGUCAACUUAGAAGAAUCUAACUGUACGGUAGAAAGUAAAGAAAUCGAAAGCGAAGAGGCGAAGAUAUUAAGAGAUAGAAUUGUUAAAACUAUGUAUAAUGUCAUAGAACCUGAUAAAAUGAACGCCACUUUAACCAAAAUAAGAGCCAACCACUAUUCAGAUGUCAUUGCAGAUGAUUUCAAACUGUAUGUUGGCCCAGCUAACUAUCCAGAAAUGCGCAUCGACGAAGCAAUGUAUUUGUCUAUAAAGAAAAUAUUUGAAAACGUUGUUUUUGAAGCUAUCUACCAUGAGAACGAUAAAUUUAUACCCAAAAUUCAUGAUUUUUACUUGUUUGAUGGCGUCAUAUUCAUCAUUUGCCAAGAUAUGGCUUCGCGGCUCUGGAUAGAAAAGAACAUUAAAUCAAUAAAUGAUAAAUUAAACGGGAAUUUGAAGGCGACAGAAUUUCGCGGAGCAGUAGGCAUUAUAAGCAUGGUUGUGAAAACUAGCAAAGAUUUUGAGGAAGUCAUUGAUACUUUGCAAAAGCAAAACCCAAGGCUGCGCACGAAAUAUUGGAGAAAGAUCAGUACAGUUAAAAGUAAAGUGAAACUCGACGUAGUUUUACAAAUCGACAAACUUUCUGCUUAUGUUAUAACAGAUAAAAAGUUUAACAAUAGAAUUGGUGAAAGUAACGUAGAGUUUAACCUCGGCCAUUUGAAAUCGCUAUUACAAAGAAAAACCCUAGAAGAAUUGAGUAAAGUAACAUCGAAAAAACAUACAAGUAAAGAUAAAGUAAAAGAAAAAACAAAGACUAAUGUCGAUCAAGUAUUGGCUACAAGCGAAUCAAAUAAUUCACACAAAACAAGUACUAAUGUUGCCGUAAGUAAAACAAAAACCGAAGAUGCAAAAUUAAUAAUGGAUAAAGAUCUAAAAUUGAAUGUUGGCGAAAGUAAAAUACUCUUUUAUAGCAAAUCAUCGGAUAAGGAUUCGAUAAACAGUUUUAACUACAUUGAAGAAAAUGAACAGGGGUUUACGAAAAUGGUUCUUAAAAUACCCACUCACAUUUUGCCGGAUUUUAACGAUGGCUUAGAAAUAAUAUUUGAUUUGUUGGAGGAUAAAAAUCCCGGUUUGAAUACCGAGCUGUGGAAAGUGGAGAAGAAAUCUCAGGUCGAAAAGGGUAGGUUUAUAGUUCUGGUGGAUAAACAGUCAGCAUCAGUUAUAAAAGGUAAGCAGUUCGACCCAACUUUGGGUGGAGAGAAGUUGAAGUUUUACUUCUGAACGAACUUCUACCCCGCAACUUGUUUUAAAAAUCUUAAUUGCUUUGGUACUUUGUUUAUAUUUAUUUUUGGUAUGUUGUUUGGUACUUUGUUUACUAACAAAAAGAUGAAUAGGUUAUUUCGCCCUUGUUUAUUAUUGUUGUUUUAUUUGCAUUUGGU
Molecule: messenger RNA, 4403 nt
Organism: Pararge aegeria (speckled wood butterfly)
Lineage: Eukaryota; Metazoa; Arthropoda; Insecta; Lepidoptera; Nymphalidae
Exons: 10
Coding region: 70-4245 (1391 amino acids)
Molecular function (GO): RNA binding
Source: RefSeq, a predicted model, not a curated record